Molecule: messenger RNA, 1637 nt
Organism: Tarenaya hassleriana
Lineage: Eukaryota; Viridiplantae; Streptophyta; Magnoliopsida; Brassicales; Cleomaceae
Product: deoxyribodipyrimidine photo-lyase
Exons: 9
Coding region: 66-1538 (490 amino acids)
Biological process (GO): photoreactive repair
Molecular function (GO): deoxyribodipyrimidine photo-lyase activity
Source: RefSeq, a predicted model, not a curated record
GCAAGUUAUUCUGUCGCGAUUUCUUCUCACCGACGGCGCACGUUAGGAACCUAUUCCUUCUCCCGAUGUCAUCGGCGGCAUCUGCUCAACCGGGUCGGAUCCGGGUCCUGAAGGAAGGUAUCCGGAAACCAUCUGAUCAAGCGGUGGGGCCCGUCGUUUACUGGAUGUUUAGAGAUCAACGGCUGAGAGACAACUGGGCUUUGAUCCACGCAGUCGAUGAGGCGAACAAAGCCAACACCCCGGUAGCGGUGGCGUUCAAUUUGUUCGAUCAGUUUCUCGGCGCCAGAGCGAGGCAAUUAGGGUUUAUGUUGAAGGGUCUUCGUCAGCUUCAUCGGCAGAUAGAAUCUCUUCAAAUCCCAUUUUUUCUGCUACAGGGAGAUGCAACUGUGACGAUCCCGAAUUUCAUCAAUGAAUGUGGAGCUUCUCUCUUGGUCACUGAUUUCUCUCCCUUACGGGAGAUUAGGCGAUGCAAAGACGAGAUUGGCAAGACAACAAGUGAUUCGUUAACAAUACACGAAGUUGAUGCCCACAAUGUAGUUCCCAUUUGGGCUGCAUCAGAUAAAUUAGAGUACAGUGCUCGAACACUACGAGGUAGGAUUAACAAACUACUACCUGAUUACCUCAUUGAGUUUCCUGAACUUCAACCACCGACCAAAGAGUGGACUUGGUCUAUGGAUGAGGCAAUCGACUGGGAUAGCCUCAUCAAUAACGUUGUAAGGAAAGGUGCAGAAGUUCCUGAAAUCGAUUGGUGUGAGCCUGGGGAAGAUGGAGCUAGAGAAGUUUUGAUGGGUGGUCAAGAUGGGUUUUUGAUGAAAAGGUUGAAGAGUUACUCGACUGAUCGGAAUAAUCCUUUAAAACCGAAAGCUCUCUCUUGUCUUUCCCCGUAUCUGCAUUUCGGGCAGAUCUCAGCUCAGCGCUGUGCCUUAGAGGCUCGAAAAGUCAGGAAAACAUACCCUCAGGCGGUUGAUUCAUUCUUGGAAGAAUUGAUCGUACGUAGAGAACUGGCAGACAAUUUCUGCUACUAUCAGCCUCAUUACGAUUCUUUGAAGGGAGCUUGGGAAUGGGCACGCAAGACAUUAAUGGACCAUGCUUCAGACAAGAGAGAUCACAUUUACUCGUUGGAGCAGUUAGAGAAAGGACAGACUGCAGACCCACUAUGGAAUGCUUCACAGUUGGAGAUGGUUCAUCACGGGAAAAUGCACGGUUUCAUGAGGAUGUACUGGGCGAAGAAGAUUUUGGAGUGGACAAGGGGACCUGAAGAAGCCCUCUCCAUAUCCAUCUAUCUAAACGACAAGUAUGAGAUUGACGGUCGGGACCCCGGUGGAUACGUAGGCUGCAUGUGGUCGAUAUGUGGUGUUCAUGAUCAGGGAUGGAAAGAGAGGCCGGUGUUUGGGAAGAUAAGGUACAUGAACUAUGCAGGCUGCAAGAGGAAAUUCGACGUCAAUGGAUAUAUCUCUUACGUUACACGUCUUGUUUCAUCGACUAAUAAGAAGAGGAAGAGGAAAGCUGAAGAACACCUCUCCGAGGAUUCCAUUUGAUUUUCUUAUUUAAGUCUUAAUUGUUAAGUAAUUUCACAAUGUUAACCCCCAUUUAAAAAAAAACGAUUUUUUUUGCAAAACAUAAAAAUUGCCAUUAAC